Striga asiatica is the source of this 375-nucleotide messenger RNA. NCBI's taxonomy places the organism in Eukaryota, Viridiplantae, Streptophyta, Magnoliopsida, Lamiales, Orobanchaceae. The record is from the annotation of a GenBank genome assembly.
AUGCUGCAAUCGCCAACCGUGAAGAUGCACAGCCUGCCACCGUCGUCCCGUCGGAGAGCCGCCGCCGUUGUCCCGUCGGAGAGCAGCUGCGCACAGUCCUUAGCCACCACCAGUCGCCUCCGACCGACACCUCAGACAGGCGCAACACUUAGCCACGCCCACAGCCACCGCUCGAUCUCGCUGCCAACAGCCGCUCGCCUUGCCGUCGCGACAGUCACUCUGCCCGUCACUGAUGUGCGGCGGCGGAGGGUGAAAUCUGUGGCAGAGGCGGGUCUGUGGGCAGACAGACAACCGGAGGAGAUGGUGGAUGGAGCUGUUGGUUGUUACGGGAUGUGGUUCUGGCGGAUUCAGAGAUGGCAGAGAAGCAAUUUGUGA